AUGGAGACCGAUUUUCCCACCACCAUUUCUAUAUCCUCUCGAGACGCAGUCAUGACCGACGGGUUGCCCUCAUCUGAGAAAGACAUUAAUCGCAAAGUCAAGGCACACAGAAAGUCUCGGCGGGGAUGCGGUAAUUGUAAGCUUCGCCGUGUCAAACUGUCCGUUGGCGGGGCUGCCAACAUCGAAAUCUUGCAGAUAUUGCCAUACUCACUGAAGCAGACCCUUCCUAGCAUAAUCGCUCCGUCAUUGAGAUUACAGUCGACAGGAUCUCUGAAAGCUAGCAAUGUGCUAUAUGAAUUCAGAGAGGAGGACCAAGCGCUGCUGAAGAAGUUCCAAACGAGAACGGUCUUCACUAUGACCACCGACAAAAAUCUCCAUUUGUAUCAAAUAGAAUCCUUCAAGCUCGCCCACUCAAGUCAUGUCUGGCGAGCCCUACUGACCUUGGCGGUUCAGCACCCGUUCUUAAUGCAUGGAAUACUGUCGUUAACACUUAUGCAUGACCGCUACCUGUCCGCCGCGCCAAACACCAAACUAUCCGUUACCGAGGCUUUUCAUUGGUAUCAAAGUACAGCAUUGUUCAACAGCAAGCUGUCUGCCCCAAUUGACCCUUCGGAGCGAGAUGCCCUCUGGGCUACUGCGGUUUGCCUCGGUGUAAUAGCAUUCUUUUAUAUUGAGGCAAGGACGCCAGAGGAAGCGUGGCCACUCAAGCCACCUUCGUCUUUGGAUCUCAAUUGGCUCAGCUUGAGCGAGGGAAAGAAGGAAGUGUGGAAACUUACUCGACGUGCAGAAGGAAUGAGCGUUUUUCAGACGCUGAUUCCCUUUGAAAAUACGAAGCCGAAAACAUCCUCUUCCACGGUACCUGGAUUGGAGGCUCUGCCUUCCGAAUUCAUUGACCUCUGCGGUUUUGACGCCGCAUCCACUUCCGACAACAAUCCCUAUCACGCCGUCGCAACUGCUCUAGCAAAGUCAUUGAAUAGUGACUGCAAGCUCACCACCAUUCUGGGCUUUCUGUUUUUCAUCACCAAUAUGCUCCCAGAGUACAAGCAAUUACUGAAGCAGAAAGAUCCAUGUGCGCUUCUGCUGCUGGCAUAUUGGUACGCGAAGAUGUGCCAGUAUCCACAUUGGUGGAUUUUUGGGCGGGCGUCGCUAGAGGGUCAAGCGAUCUGCAUAUACUUGCAAAGGUAUCAUGGAAACGAGACCGGGAUUCAGAAGCUUCUGCAGUUCCCGAGGAUGAUGUGUGGUGUUGUGCCUUGA
Letharia lupina is the source of this 1254-nucleotide messenger RNA. RefSeq lists its product as uncharacterized. The transcript is spliced from 3 exons. Bases 1 to 1254 code for a protein of 417 amino acids. Gene Ontology annotation, molecular function: DNA-binding transcription activator activity, RNA polymerase II-specific. Gene Ontology annotation, biological process: regulation of transcription by RNA polymerase II. NCBI's taxonomy places the organism in Eukaryota, Fungi, Ascomycota, Lecanoromycetes, Lecanorales, Parmeliaceae. The record is from RefSeq and is a predicted model, not a curated record.